Messenger RNA from Diachasmimorpha longicaudata, 11110 nucleotides. RefSeq names its product dnaJ homolog subfamily C member 13 (gene Rme-8). Bases 309 to 7079 code for a protein of 2256 amino acids. The record is from RefSeq and is a predicted model, not a curated record. Lineage: Eukaryota; Metazoa; Arthropoda; Insecta; Hymenoptera; Braconidae. Gene Ontology annotation, biological process: regulation of early endosome to late endosome transport; receptor-mediated endocytosis; endosome organization. The transcript has 7 exons. Gene Ontology annotation, cellular component: endosome membrane.
CCCAGGCAUCAUGGCCGCUCCCAGGACAUUCAAGCCGUUGGUUACUGUAUUUACACUGUGAACUAAAUAACUUGAACACCGGGAUUCAUAAUUUAACUAUCGAUUAACAAUAAUCUUCAUCAAUCUGUCGUUGAUUAUUGUCGAUUGUCAGACUGGAUGAUCAACAGAUUGUGGUUACUGCUGCAUGAGUCAAUGUGUAAAUGGUGUGAGUUUGUCACUUGACAGAUGCAGAUUGCUGUUGCUAUUAUUUAUAAGGAAAACGUCCAGGUGAUAUACUAUUCGUAGCGAUUAAUGUUUGACAUGAGACAAUGAUGCCGAUCAAGGAUAAUCAGGAUGUUGCGUGUUUCCUGGUCACGAAACACUCGUGGAAGGGAAAAUACAAACGUAUUUUCUCAAUUGGAUCCCUGGGUAUAACAACGUAUAAUCCCAGCAAUUUAGAGGUGACCAACAAAUGGGAGUACGCGGAUUUCAUAAAUGUACAACCGACCAACAGAAAUCAAAUUGGAUUGCACGAGUUCAGUAUAACAAUGAGAAAAGAGAGAAAAGUUGAUACGAUGAAAUUUAGCUCGGAGCAUAGAUCACAUUUGUUAACAGAGGCCCUCAGAUUUCGCAACCAAUUUGCUGAAAAGCCAAGGGAGAUGCUCAGAUACCCAGCUUAUAAGCACCACUGGUCGGACACAAGGCUCCCCGUUGUCCUGGAGAUAACCCCCUACAGUCUGGACCAACUGGACCCAGCGACAAACAUCGUCCUCGCGAGUUAUUACUACAAAGACAUCGAAGGUAUCGGAACAAUGCGUGACUACACCGAUGGUUUUGUGAUAGUCUGCGGUGGAUUUGGUCGUCUCCAUCUUUUCGCAUCGCAGCAGAUUGACGAGAUAAAACGAAAGGUCGUUGAGUCAGCUCAGACGAAUCUUGGAGUGAUGAUAAAAGUCCUCAAGGAGACUAUACCACUUGACGAAUUUCUCGUCCAGCGAUUUGGUAGAUUCAGUGGGGAUGAGCACAUAACAAGUGUCUCGGAGUUCACUGUACAUAAGAUAUCCUCGAGACACUCUGAUCCCCAGAGAAGAACAUUGUGCCUGUCCGAUAUGUGUCUCCUCGAACGAGAUCCCCAGACGUACAAUAUCUGUACAUUGAGGCCCCUCUCAGACAUAUUCGCACUUGUCAGGGACAAUGCAAAUCCUCAGUUGUUUACUAUUCAGUAUCUGAAUGGACAAAUGAGGAGUUAUAUGGCGACUGACAGGGAUUCACUGCUGGCAAGUCUGUUGGAUGGAGUCAGGGCUUCUGGAAAUCGGGAUGUUCAUGUCAAGAUGAGUCCCAUUGCACGUGGAAAGAGGCUGGGGCCCUUGAAUUUGCCGGUUGAUGAGGAAGUGGAAACGUCACAUGUUAAGUUUAUUCAACAGCCACCUGGGGGUAGAGCUUUUGCGGAAAUUCUGGAGAGGUUCAAUGCUAAUGUACCUUACAGUGGUCUUCACUAUUCUGUUACUCAAGAUGUUUACAAACCGCUUGAAUGGACUGUUACGACAAUACAACUAGGUGUACACAGGGUGAUGAAUACCUACUUGCAGGGAUUAUUCACCGAGAACAAGGACAAGAUCAUCCUGGGUGCACUGAGCUCAUUGGUGAACAAGGAGUUGGAGACUAAUGCCGAGGUGGAGGCGCAGUUUCAUGCCCUGAGGAGAUUGGUGGCGAGUAAAGUCGGAUUUAUGGCAUUUACAACGUUGCCUGGCUUUCGUGAAUCCAUUGGAAAUAAAGUUGUUAAGGCUCUGAAGAGACAGGACUGUGGAGUUGCUCAAGCUGCUAUUGACUGCAUCUGUGCUCUCAUGCAGGCGAUGCAUGACGACUGUGAUUUGAGGCAGGAACAGUUGAAUAAGAGUAGUUUGCUCAGCAGUAACAAAUUCUUGGAGAGUUUGCUGGACAUGUGGAUUGGUCACGUUAAUCACGGAACAGGAGCUCUGGUAGUGUCGGCCAUGCUGGACUUAUUAACCUUCGCACUGUGCGUUCCAUACAGCGAAACAACGGAUGGUAAACAUUUCGACAAUCUUCUGGAAAUGGUAGCCUCCCGAGGACGCUCCCUCUUCAAGCUCUUCCAACAUCCCUCCCUAGCAGUGGUGAAAGGCGCUGGUCUGAUAAUGCGAGCCAUAAUCGAAGAAGGAGCUGCAGAAGUUGCUGCCAAGAUGCAGGAGUUAGCCCUUGCCGAGGGGGCCUUACCCAGACAUUUAUUGAACAGUCUAUUCACAGUUGGCAGUGAUGGUAGACUACUCACCCAUCGGCAAUUGUGCAGACACUUGGUGGGUCUUUGGCUUACUGGCCACCCAACAGCAAUGGGCCUCCUCAAGCGAAUCCUUCCAGUGGGUCUGCUCACUUACCUCGACUCUGAGGAGAAAGUCCCGGACUCAUUUCUCGAGGAAGAACGCUUGAACAAUCGAGACAAUCUGAAAAUGGCUAUUGAUCAUGCAUCAAGGAAUAAACGUGGCCCUCAAUGGAUAGCGAUCGAGCGCCAGAUGCGAGUAGUCGAGAAACACCUGGAAAAUGCUCUUCAGCACUGGGGGGCACGUGUUGGUAUUGAGAGACGUGAGAAAAUCAAAGAACGUCAGCUCGUCCUUCGCAAACGUCGAGAGAGAAUUAAAUCAGAGGCCAACUGGAAACUGUUCUAUUACAAAUUCAAUCAAGACCACUCGAUGCCGAACCUCAUCUGGAACCAUAAAACACGUGAAGAAUUGAGAACAGCACUUGAGAAUGAAAUUCGAGCGUUUACAGCGGACAAAGAUCUUUCCGGAGGAACACUAAUUGCCUGGAAUCAUCGUGAAUUCGAAGUACAGUACCAGUGCCUUUCGGAUGAAGUUAAAAUUGGGGAUUAUUAUCUGAGAUUACUUCUGGAAAAGGAUUCCCCAGACAGCCCAAUUCGAAAAUCCUAUGAAUUUUUUAACGACCUUUACCACAGAUUUCUAUUAACCACUAAAGUGGAAAUGAAGUGCCUUUGUUUGCAGGCGAUGACUAUUGUCUACGGUCGUUAUUACGAGGACAUUGGCCCUUUCUCAGACACAAAGUAUAUUGUUGGCAUGUUGGAACGAUGCACAGACAGGGCUGAGCGUGACAGACUAGUGAUGUUCAUCCACAAAUUGAUUCUUCACAGAAAAAAUGUAAAGGACAUAAUGGAUCAAAAUGGUGUUCGAGUACUGGUGGACAUUCUCGCCCUGGCUCAUCUUCACACCUCGCGAGCAGUCGUUCCAGCUCAGACAAACGUCAUCGAGGCAGGUCCUGAACAGGAGCGGGUGAUGGAGCGAGAGUGGUAUUAUAAUGAUGGAGAUCAUCGUGCUGGUCCUGUCAGUCUGAAGGAGCUCAAGGACUUAUACACAUCUGGAAAAGUAAAUCACAAAACUAAAGUCUGGGCCCAGGGCUUGGACGGUUGGAGAAUAAUUUCUCAAGUACCUCAACUGAAAUGGACUUUAGUAGCUAAAGGUAUGCCAGUGAUGAACGAGAGUGAGCUAGCUACCCUGAUCCUCAAUAUUUUGAUACAAAUGUGUGAAUAUUACCCCAGUCGCGAUCCUGACAACGCAGUAAUUAGGCCCCUUCCAAGGGUGAAGAGAUUGUUAUCGGACUUACAAUGUCUUCCUCAUGUAGUUCAACUUCUCCUCACAUUUGACCCAGUCCUGGUGGAACGAGUGGCAACACUCCUCUGCGAAAUAAUGAGGGACAAUCCAGAUGUAUCGAAGAUCUAUCUGACAGGUGUUUUCUACUUCAUCCUGAUGUACACAGGUUCCAAUGUCCUUCCAAUUGCUCGAUUUCUUCAACUGACACAUUCAAAACAGGCCUUCCGGGGUGACGACACCACUGCCCCAGACAUAAUGCAGAGAAGUAUUCUGGGUCCUUUGCUACCCGACGCAAUGGUGAGCUACUUGGAGAAUCACGGAGCUGAGAAAUUCGCCCAAAUAUUUCUAGGAGAUUACGACACCCCAGAGGCCAUUUGGAAUGCAGAAAUGAGGAGGAUGUUGAUCGAGAAAGUGGCUGCACACAUCGCUGAUUUUUCACCAAGAUUGCAAAGCCAUACAAUGGCCAGGUAUCAGUACAUAGCGAUUCCAGCUGUUCGAUAUCCCCAGUUGGAGAAAGAGCUCUUCUGUCAAAUAUUCUACCUUCGACACCUCUGCGACACUGUUAAAUUCCCCAACUGGCCGAUUCCGGAGCCUGUCCACUUACUGAAAGACGUUCUCGACGCCUGGAAGAAAGAGGUAGAGAAAAAGCCCCCGGUAAUGACAGUGGACGAGGCUUACAAGGUUCUGGGUCUGGUGACAGGGCACCAGCACAACGAAGCUGAUGUUCGUAAAUCCUACUACAAGCUAGCGCAGAAGUACCAUCCCGACAAGAAUCCAGAGGGACGAGACAAAUUCGAGGCUGUGAAUCAAGCCUACGAGUUCUUGUGCAGCAGAAGUUGUUGGACAACAGACGGACCCAACCCUGACAACAUCGUCCUGAUCCUGAGGACUCAGAGUAUUCUUUUUGAUCGAUACACCGAUGAACUGAGGCCAUACAAAUACGCUGGUUAUCCCCAGUUGAUUAAGACCAUCAAACUGGAGACCGAGGAUGACAGGCUAUUCUCGAAGGCAGCUCCAUUACUAUCAGCAGCAGCUGAAUUAUGUUACCAUACUGUUCACUGCUCUGCACUCAACGCCGAGGAGUUGCGACGUGAGGGAGGGCUCGAGGUACUGCUCGAAGCUUACACAAGAUGUGUCUCUGUACUGAGUAACUCAAGUAAUCUCGAUGAAGUUGCUGUUCAAGUUUGUACCCAUAUCACCAGAUGUUUCGCUGUAGCUGGGAAAUUCCGAGGCUGCAGAGACAAGAUCGUGGAGCUACCGCAGUUGAUAAAAGAUCUCUGCAGAAUUCUUCACUUCAAACAUCUGACGAAAUUGUGCUCAGUUGCCACCGAAUGUGUUUCAUCACUCGCGACCGAUAGCAUUCUGCAGAUGCAACUGCUGCAGUCUGGUGCCCUCUGGCAUUUACUCCUCUUCAUGUUCAAUUAUGAUUAUACACUUGAGGAGGGGGGUGUGGAGCGCAGUCAGGAGGAAAAUAGGCAGGAAGUUGCCAAUAAUCUUGCUAAACUAGCGGUUAAGGCUUGUGCUAAACUCGGUGGGUACAUGACUGGUGAGAAUGAGACACCAGUGAAUCCAGUAACUGUUGCUGCACUUGAGAGCCUCCUGACUCCCUAUUUAGCGAGGCAACUUUCCAAGGAUAAACCUGAGGAGAUUCUCAAGACGCUGAAUUCCAACUGCUCGAAUCCCUACCUGAUCUGGGACAAUGGAACUAGGGCUGAAUUGAGUGAAUAUCUGGAAGGUAAGAGGCAGGAAAAGUUGAGUGGAAAUAUCAGUCUUGAACAUGACUUCAGUGAUUUCAAGUACAGUGCUCACAAUGACGAGCUUGUCAUCGGGGAGAUAUUUGUCAAAGUGUACAAUGAACAGCCGACGUUCCCCAUUGAGAAUCCCAAGAGCUUCACUAUUGAUCUGUUGGAUUUUCUGUCCAAGUCAUCUGAGUAUCUGGCGUCAUUGAACACCAUGACCCUGACUAAGAUAGACCAAGAGAGGCUCAAGGGAAUCGUCAUGACUCUGGAGGCCCUCAAGAACGUCAUCAAGAACAAUCCUGGCAUUGAGAUGCAGUGCAUCGGUCAUUUCACAUUGAUCUUCGGGCUUCUGAGUUGCAAUAAUUUCAAACCUAUUCAGAAGAGAGCUCUAGAGGUCAUCAACAACGUGACGAAGAAUCACGAGUGUGUGAACGACAUCGCAGCGAACGAAGUGGUUGUUCAUUUGCUGCUGACUCUUCACACUUUGAAAGAACAUCAGCUGUUGACUCUGGAGACACUCUAUGCACUGAUGAGCACCACGAAGAUUGUCAAGGACGCCCUCUCAAAAGGUGCGGUAAUAUAUAUUCUCGAUUUAUUCUGCAACUCGAGUAACAUUCAGAUACGUGAGGCUGCAGCUGAUCUCCUAGCUAAGAUGUCAUCUGAUAAAUUGGCAGGGCCAAAAGUUAAAUUAGAUUUAUCAAGGUUUCUUCCAAGAUUAUUCAGCGAGGCGAUUCGUGAUGCUCCGAAACAAUGUGUUCAUAUGUUUGAAACUAAACAUGAAAAUCCUGAGUUGAUUUGGGAUGAUGACGCCAAGGCCAAAGUCUCGAGAAUGGUGGCCGAGUUGAAAGAUGAUUACUACUCACUGCAGAGGAGAAAUCCUCAUGGAAUUCUCAAGCUACCAGAGGCACCGAGUAAUAUCGAUGUUGCUACCAAUGAGCCUGUUGUUGGUGGUGUUUAUCUGAGAUUAUUUAUUGCCAGUCCAGCUUGGGCGCUGAGGAAGCCAAAGGAGUUUCUGAGUGAUUUGUUGGACACGACUUUGUCACUUAUGGCAAGGGAUAAAACUGAUGCUGAUAUGCUGGAACUAACGACUCAGGCACUCGUUUGCCUUCUUCAGGCUCAACCUGCACUGGCUGAUCAGGUGCCCUCAUUGGGGCAUAUACCGAGACUAUGCAGACAAAUGGCGACGAGAAAUAGUCAGCCACCUGUGUACAAAGCGGCCAUACUUAUAUUGCAUCAAUUAGCCACAAGUGAGAUUUGCAUAACCUCAAUAUGCCAGACUGAUUGUAUUAGCCCACUUAAGCUUGCCAUGCAGUCCAGGAAGGAUAUGAUUGCUGUUGCCUGUGAGACGCUCAAUAGAUUGUUUUCUACAAAUGAGGAUCGUCUCAUUAAGCAGGCUUUGGAGGCGGAAAUGGUACCUUAUCUAUUGAAUAUUCUGGAAGGCAGACUCGACCUCAUUGACAAUCCGGCUACUACUAAAGCUCAGAUUGUCAAAGCUCUGAAGGCUAUGGCUAGGAGUAUACUCCUCGGGGAGAAAGUCAAUUCAAUACUGGAGAAAUCGUCUAUUUGGGCUGAGUAUAAAGACCAGAAGCAUGACUUGUUUAUUUCUAAUGCUCCUACCACUGGAUAUCUCACAGCAGGUAUACCAGUAUCGGCUGGAUAUUUAACAGCAGGCCCCAGUGCUCAAAUACCAACUGCACCUCCACCAGUAGAAAGAGAAGACAGGCUGAACCACAGAAAUGAUCACGUAUGAUACGCCUAGCCCUCAAAAUAAUUGGUAACACCUCUAUCUAACACAGUAUUGCAAUGCUACCACCUAAUUCGUCAUUAGAAAUUAUCACACGAACCGUUCAUUAUAGAGACAUUCGAUCACAUGGAAUAUUCUUCGCGAUUAAUCGAUGAUAAAUUAACAGAAUAAAACAGCAUCCUUUAUUAACAGUCUAUUUUACCACUGGUUUCAACAUGACAUUUUGUGCAUGCAAAGCUGGUGUGCAAAGCUGGUCUGGAACAUUAGAACGUUAGAAAAUAUUUGAACAAUUUCAUACAGAUUUGGAAAUUGUAAUCUUUUUGCAUUAUUAGUAUUGCCUAUGAAUAGUAUUUAGAUAUGUGCUUUUGCGCAUGAAAAAUUUGUUAUUCGGACAAAACAACAACAAACAACUGCAACAAGUAACAAGUAAUUUGUUUAAUCAUAUUCCGAAUUUUAAUGGAAAUAGCUUUUCGUAGAAAGAAAGAGAUUUCUAAAGCAUUCCAUAAAGUUAUUCAUUUUUGAAUAGUGAACAUGUGAAAUUAAUAAUUUUUGAAGGUAAAUUGUCAUGAUUUUGAUAACACGUUUGUUUGGAAAGUUCGUCCUUUCGUCCCUGACGAUCAGGAGGAAAGUGAGCACUUUUCGUCGUUGGGUGGAAAGGACUCACUUUCCUUUUACUUUUCAGAUGACAACAUACAAACUUUCCGUUGAUUUCGUUCCCUAUAAUAUACCAUUUUUUACGUUUUAAUCAAUUUUGUUGAAAUGUUAAAAAAAAAGUUACUCUUCUCUUGUUUGUUGAAUCAUGUUAAAAAAAAAUUUUUCACGAAUAUAAUUGUAUGGCAUGUAAGGGCUUUUGCCUGCAGAGACUCUAGUGUAAUGAGCAUUCUUGAUUCCUAAAACGGAAUUUUUAUUUAUGCUGUUUUUUAAUACUUAUCGUUCUCAUAAUGAGAUUUAUUCUUAAUUUGUUGCAGUAUAUAUAUAAUCAUUAUAUCGGGUGAUUGAAAAAAAUAAUUGGAUGUUAUUCUUCCAACUGAGCACCGGAAACUUCUUCAUUUCUGACGAAUUUCUCGUCUUUUGAAAAACUCAUUUCAUGUCCAGGACUCUCCAUUAGGACAAUAAAUAUUAAUUUCAUGGUGGUCUUCGUUGAUAUAUUUACCGAACCCUGUUUGUUGCUAAUCUCAAGGCCUACAACAACAGUUACCAUCUAAAUUUCGUGUAAAUAUAUCGAAGAGGUGCACCAAUAUCAAAUUUAUAUUUAUUUGCUUAAUAAAACCGAUGUGAGAUGAGUUUUAAAGAAAGAAAAAUUUCUCGAAAAUGAAGAAAACUCCGGGGAGCUCAAUUGGACGACUAACAGAUGGACAAUCUGGGGAUUAUAGGUCCCACAACCACCUCUGGAUGUCUCCAAAUUUUUUCCCAAAAUUUCUUACUUUGAAAUCCCUAAUUUUCCGACUGAGGGAGUGAAUUAUCCAAAAUUUUUAUCCACGUCCACUUAUCUCCAUUAGUUUUCAUGAUAUUAAUUAGAGCCCACAAAGUGGACUGUUGUCCCUUCACAAAACCUGGAAUGAAUUUUUUUACAAGGACAACAUCAAAACUUUUAUGUAGAUUUUUUUAUAAUCCUCGAAACUCUACAAAAAGAGUCAAUCGAAAAUUCUUUGAUUUUCCUCAGAUUACAGGAUAACGUAAAUUAAUAAUAAAUUAAUACUUUUGAUUGAACAUCGAACCAUAAUUUUUACCUCAUAUUAGAUGACAGAAGAAUCGAAAGAAGAAAAUUUCACUCUAUAUUCACUUUUUCCUGCCAUUUCACUCUGACCUACCCCUCCUAUUUUUCCCAUAAAAAAAUCGACUAAUUUUUAACUCAGGAAAAUUAUAAAGAAAAGAUCUCAGGAGUCCAUGGUUUUACAGAAAAAGCUAAUUCUAUUGAAUUUUCCCAUUAAAUAUUUUCUGUGAAUCGAUGCAGAAGAAUCCAUUAAAUUCUAACAGAAAUAUAACAGAAUUUUCCAAACAUUUGGUUAUAUUUCAUUAUCACAUCUAUAAAGUAGUUUAUUCAAAACUUUCCAAGAUACUUACAUAACCUUAAAAACUGAAGGAGCAAUUAAGAACUGGAUAAACCUUUUGACUGUCAUGUAAGUCUCAACCAAGAGCACAAUGAGUUAGACUUCUUGUCAAUAAUAUUUUAAUAACAUUUUAUUCCUCAUUUUCAUUGGAACGAUGAAUUUUACAAGUGACGAAUUCUCUAUACAAUGGAGUGGGCUAUGCCCAGUGGUUCUGUAAUAAACCAGAAUGAUGAAUUGCACCGUGUUGAUUAAUGGUGAACGCCAAUAAUUAGUAAUUGUUGAAGCAAUCGAGCCCACGACUCACAAAGUCAGUAUCCGAUCGUUUCGCGCAACUAUAGGAAGGUAUUUAUCUGUGAUUAACUGUGACUCCAUGGAAUAUUUCAGCUUAAACUCAAUGUAAAGUUUCCACGUAUUAUAAAAAUGAAAACUGUAACUAAACAAUGAGAGAGGCAUUCAGUUUUUCUAGUUUUUUUCUAUCGUUAUAUCCAUUAAUCCAGUAUCAAGUGUAGGUAUCGAUUGAGAUUCCCAUGAAAGUAUCAACUGAAAAUGUGCUUUUUUAUCGAAAAAAAAUGUUGGUUAGAUUUUUUUAAGGAAUCUUUGCGUGAACUGAAUAUAGACAUUUUUCUUUUUAUCGUACGUAAGUUCACUUUCUAAUCAUAUUUGUACUUAGGAAGUUUCGUGAUAGCACCAAGGUAGACAAUGAUCAUGUAAUAAAAUGCAAAGAACAUUCUGAGAGAAAUGUUUUAUUCAGAAUGAACAAAUUAUCAUAAAUAAUGUACAUCAAAUAAAAUUAUCUCUCUAGCUAUCCUAAAUAUUUUACUAAAUCAAAAAAAAAAACAACAUUUAACGAUUCGUAUUUCUCGAAGAUGUGAGAUCUGUUUGGUAUUGUUUUCUCCAAAUUUUUAAUUUUCGUUGAACAAAGAUUUUCAGUGUCAAUUGAACAUCAUCACUUUUCAUGAUUUUAAACAAAUUCAUCACGUACAAAAAAUUCAAUACAAAUGUUCAGUAUUACAUGGAAUAGAUUAAAAGAUCUUGAUCUUGAUGGUUCUAUGCAGAUUAUUUUAUUGACAUUUUCGUCGCACGAUAACUUUUAUCAUUCGAUCCAAUGCACACAUACUGUUUAUCUCAUUGAAAAUGUGAAAAAUUUUACUUAAAAUAUUUAUAUUGGAUUUUUUUUAUGUGAUUGAUGAUAGAUACACAAAAAAUGCCUAAUAUCCAAAAGUGAAUAAUCUUCGAGUCUGUAAAUACCCCGCAGAAGGAUUUUAAUCACAAAAAUAUAUAUUGAUGUAGCAUUGAUCUUUAAAUAAUUAUCAGUGAGGAAGGCCUAACGCCGGAGUCACGUUCACAACUGUAUUAUAAAUUCCAACGAAAAAUGAAAUGAUUUUAUAAAACUCACUGAGCAAUGAACGUGAAUGAGUUUAAUCUGUAAAAAAAGUGGAAUAUCCUGUUGGUAUGCAGUUACUAUUAUUUAGAGAUUGAUAUCAGUCUUCUGGUUCAUAUCAUCAUUUGAAAAAUGAAAAUAAAAAAAUCAUCAAGUUAUUGAUCAACGAUGGGCGAUAUACAAUAGGAACGAUCGUUGAAAAUAAUGUUCAGGUAUGUUAAGAGGAUGAAUAAUGCAAUUGAAAAUGAAAAAUCAAUUGUUACUGGAUGAAUAAUGCAAUAUUCAUUCUCAUUGGACACAGAUAUGUAUUCAUUUAUCGACAGAUUUUUGGCAUUUGGAGGAGUAAUGCUAAUGCCGAUGCGAAUUGUUCCAUAAAACGUGUAAAUCAACCUACUGUAACAUUUUGUAAUAUUAACUAAUUAUUUAAAUCUAUCGAUAAGCUACAUGAAGGACAAGCUUUAGAGUUUAUUUCCAUACUAUUACUGAGUUUUUGAGAUUCAAAACAUAAGAUUAUGUACAUAUAUGGAUAUUGAGACAAAUUGUACCACAGAUUCUUAUGUACGGAUGGAAUAUAUAUAAUAAAAUAUAAGAGAUUUUGCACAUGA